Molecule: messenger RNA, 762 nt
Organism: Medioppia subpectinata
Lineage: Eukaryota; Metazoa; Arthropoda; Arachnida; Sarcoptiformes; Oppiidae
Source: the annotation of a GenBank genome assembly
CACUCUCAACACAAUCCGUUUUCUCCUUAAUUUUUAAAAAAUCAAAUUUAUUGUUAAGUCAAUCAUUCAUUUACUUAAUUUCAAUACAUCCAUAAUAUGUCCGCUUCUCCGAGUUCUGCGAGUAGAAAUAGCACGAUGACUACUAUUGCAAAAUUCAAAGACGGCUUGUCUUUCAUCGAAGCCAUUAAUAAUGUGCUUCAGAAGAAGAGUCCGAUUAAGUCGAGUAAUGCGGACCAAAAGUGGUUGAUUUGGUAUUGGAAGCCAAACAAUGGCAAUGACUGGCAUUGGGAGGACUUUCUGCAACUCAAAGCCUCGUUCACCACAAAAGACGACUUCUGGAGAGCGUAUAAUGAAGUGAAUGGCUUUGAAUUUGGACUUUUGAGUUCACACUAUAACUACUGUGUGUUCAAAGAGGGCAUCAAACCGAUGUGGGAGGACUCGGCCAACGGUCGAGGGGGUCGUUGGGUACUUGAGUUUCCCCGAAAGUGGGACUGGAAACACGUGACCGUUCUUAACGACAUUUGGCUUAAAUUGGUUGUUCUCAUGAUUAGACACAAUAUCAACAAAAUAGCCAUUUGGACGGCGAAUGCCGACAAUACGCUGGUUAAUUUGAUGAUUGGCGAAAUAAUUAAAGCCAACACCGGAUUCAACGGUAAGAUGUAUUACACUUCUCACAACUCAAGUGAUCAGAAGAUUGUUGUGAACAGAGAGAAAAAGAUACGAUUUAAAGGCUCUCCAAUCAACUGAAAUCCUAAACGGUGU